This is a messenger RNA of Cucumis melo (muskmelon), 2525 nucleotides long. RefSeq names its product receptor-like cytosolic serine/threonine-protein kinase RBK2. Gene Ontology annotation, biological process: protein phosphorylation. Gene Ontology annotation, molecular function: protein kinase activity; ATP binding. The coding region runs from base 762 to 2213 and encodes 483 amino acids. The transcript is spliced from 9 exons. The record is from RefSeq and is a predicted model, not a curated record. Lineage: Eukaryota; Viridiplantae; Streptophyta; Magnoliopsida; Cucurbitales; Cucurbitaceae.
UCAUUUAUAUCGUUUUUACGAAAACUAUAAUUUGAGUAAUAUUCGAAUCUAGUCUCUCAAAUUACAAAGGAAAAAAACAUAUAUUCUUUACUAAGAAAAGUUUAUUCGAUGAUUAAUUACUUGAAUGUGUUACAUGGAGAUAGAUGUAGUCGAGGUUGAAUCGAUAUUGUUAUUAUUAUUAUUAUUAUUAUUGGGAGGGGGAAAAGAAAGGAAAAAGGAAAAUCCUUCCAUGCAAUACUCAAUUGGACAUGGUGAAUCCGAAAAUAAAAAGAAAGUGGAUUAAAGACCUGAUUUUGAUAUUAUCUUUCUCUCUCUCUCUCUGUUCUGUCAUUCCUUCUCUUUCCUCUGCUGCUUUUUGAAGGUUUGAGAGGAGAAGUCGCUUUAAUACGCCAUUUCACCAUUUCUGCCUCUGCCUAAAACCUCCAUGGCCGAAACUUUCGCACCCCAUUUCCUCAAACUUCCCUCUCCUCAACAUAGUGAACAACCCAUUAUUCCAUCAAAUCUCUUUCUAAUCAUAUUUCUCCAUUUUUAGCCCUUCUCUUCUCUUCUCUUAACCCACCAUGAAAACCCAUUCCCAAACAUUCUUUUCUUUUCCCAUUUCAAAUCUCUAUUAUUGCUUUCUUACUCCUCACACAAAAUACCCUUCUCUAAUGCCACCGUAUUGGAAGGGUAUCCGCUAGCUGGACUUUCCUUUUUUGUAUUUUGGACCUUUUCUCUCUGUUUCUCUCUGUUUCUUUUUCCUCUGUUUUUGAGUUUUCGCCAUGGAGAAUGAUACUACUCGCAAAGCUUCUAUUCCAUGGGAGAAUGAUAGGGGUAUAGUGGCCAAAAGACCUCCACUUUACAUGGCUACUUAUGGGAAACAUAAAAUGCGGAGCAAUAUGUUUUCAUCUGCUUCGGCUCGAGACUUGAGAUGUUUUGACCUGGAAAGUGAGCAACGUGAUGGAUUGUCCCCAAGAGGAGUUUUGGAAGCAAGCAUGCAGAAUUCAGAGUUCGAUGCGGAUUCUUUGAAUGAUAGUACCCCAGAACCUGAAAAUCAACCUUCACAAUCAAGGGCUCUUUUUCACUGGAAAAAUUUCUUCAAAUUAUGGAAAAAAAGAUCGUUCAGGCGCCUGGCCUCGUUUCCUCCUCUUGGAGUGCUGAAGAUUUCAAGAAGAGGGAACAGAAGCGGGAGAGAGAAUCCGGGACUAAGUGACUUGUACAAGUUCAAGUCCUCACUGGGAAACUUCACUUUCUCCGAGCUCCAAACUGCGACCAACAAAUUUAGCCCUGAAAAUUUGAUCGGAAAAGGUGGUUAUGCUGAGGUAUACAAGGGCCGUUUACAUGAUGGGCAGCUGAUAGCAGUGAAGAGGCUAACUAAAGGAGCCCCAGAUGAGAGGACUGCUUGUUUCUUGUCCGAGAUUGGCAUCAUUGCUCAUAUUGAUCAUCCUAACACAGCCAAACUGAUCGGUUGCAGCAUUGAUGGAGGCAUGCACCUUGUUUUCAAGCUAUCUCCAAAUGGAAGUUUAGGAUCUUUUCUCCAUGGUCCAAAUGCGAACAAACUCGAUUGGAGUAAAAGAUACAAGAUUGCUCUUGGUACAGCUGAUGGUCUGCUGUAUCUCCACGAUCAUUGUCAGAGGCGUAUUAUUCACCGAGAUAUCAAGGCCGAUAACAUUCUGCUUACAGAAGAUUUUGUACCUCAGAUUUGUGACUUUGGCCUUGCAAAGUGGCUACCCAAACAGUGGACUCACUACAGCGUGUCAAAAUUCGAAGGCACAUUCGGAUACUUCGCUCCUGAAUAUUUCAUGCACGGGAUAGUUGAUGAGAAAACUGAUGUUUAUUCUUUUGGAGUUCUACUGUUGGAGCUCAUAACUGGUCGUCGAGCUUUGGACGAGUUGUGUCAAAGCCUUGUGCUGUGGGCAAAACCUCUCUUAGAUAACAACAAUCACGAGGAGGUCAUUGAUCCCGCACUCAAGGAAAGUUACGAUCUCGAAGAGGUUGAGCGCAUGAUUUUAACUGCAUCUUUAUGCAUUGAGCAGUCUCCUAUUCUCCGACCUCGAAUGAGUCAGGUUGUUGUCCUGCUAAGAGGCGACAAAUACGUAAAGGAGUGUGAAAAAGGUACAAGGGUACCACUGCAACGAACGUACUCGGAAGAGCUCUUAGAUGCACAAGAAUACAACAAGACGAGAUACCUAAGCGAUCUGAAAAAACACAGGCAGCUUGCAUUUGGAUCUUGAAAGUGAUUUUGAAACCAUUCACCUUAGAGAGGAAGAAGCUAUUGCAGUGUUAUAAGGGGCUUGUUUCUGGAGGUCAAUGAAAUGAAGAAAAAAAAGAAAAAGAAAAAGAAAGUAUUUAUGUAUGUAAAGUUUAUAAUUAAAAAGAAAAGUGUUAAUAGUUAAGUUAAAAGUAUUUUUAACUUUGUAAUCUAGUGGAUCAAACAGCCAAACAGUUCCUUAAUUAACCCUUUGUAUUGGUACUGCCAUUGUUUCAACACAAAUAUGAAGCUGUUUGAAAUGAAAAGGUGAACUUUCAACUGUUUGUAUCUAAAA